Messenger RNA from Malassezia globosa CBS 7966, 2553 nucleotides. RefSeq lists its product as uncharacterized. Bases 1 to 2553 code for a protein of 850 amino acids. Gene Ontology annotation, biological process: DNA repair; DNA replication. Lineage: Eukaryota; Fungi; Basidiomycota; Malasseziomycetes; Malasseziales; Malasseziaceae. The record is from RefSeq and is a predicted model, not a curated record. Gene Ontology annotation, molecular function: ATP hydrolysis activity; DNA clamp loader activity; DNA binding. The transcript has 3 exons. Gene Ontology annotation, cellular component: DNA replication factor C complex; nucleus.
AUGGGGGCGUCUAGAUUCCCCCUUCCCCUGGCUCUCUAUGUUUUCUCGUCCACAGCGACUCGGAGGGGGGAGGGGCAGUGGGUCUGGCCAGUCUUUGUGCCUGACACACACACCUCCAUCACACGGCCACGCCUCCUGUCGUUUCGUGCAUCGUGGCAAGUAGUGGGACGAGAAAAAGAGAAAGAGAGAGAGAGAAAGAGAGAGAGAGAGAGAGAGAGUGUGUGUGUGUGUGUGUGUCAAACGUCCGCUCCAUACAUCACAACCGUCUGCACAAGCGCACCUUUUUUUUUACUGCGCACGAUGGACGCAAGAAAACGCUCAGCUACUACAAAGACUGGCUCGUCGAAGCGAGUCAAGGCCGAGGAAAAUGACAGCCCAUCAAAUGUGCCUGUGUGGAAGCAAAUGGCGCAGCGGCGAGCUGCGGGACCUGUUGCUCCCGGCAGCAAAGCGAUUCCUGAAGGCGCGCCUAACUGCCUAGCGGGUCUCACACUGGUGUUUACCGGCGAGCUUUCGAGCAUAUCACGCGAAGAUGCCAUUGAUCUUGCUAAGCGGUACGGCGCAAAAGUAACGACCGCCCCAUCUUCCAAGACAUCCUACGUGGUCCUGGGCGAUGGAGCGGGUGCGAAGAAACUCGAGACCAUUCAAAAGAACAAGCUCAAGACCGUCGAUGAGGACGGUUUCCUUGCGCUGAUCGCCGAGCGUGGCGCUAGGGAGCUUGAUCCGAACGUGAAGCAAAAGAUCCAAGCGGAAGAGAAAAAAGUCGUCGCUGCUGCCAAAGCGCUUGAUACUCCCAAUGUGCCGGGCCAGCUGUGGACAUCCAAGUAUGCACCGAAGCAGCUGAGAGAACUCAUCGGUAACAAGGCUCAGGUCGACAAGCUCCAGGCUUGGCUGCGUGACUGGCCCAAGUCACGCAAAGCCCAUUUCAAGAAACCAGGUCCCCAUGCGACCAACACGUUCCGCGCCAUGCUCAUUUCCGGCGCGCCUGGCAUCGGCAAGACAACUGCCGUGCAUCUUGUCUGUGCGUUGGAAGGCUACGAGACACUGGAGCUCAAUGCCAGCGACACACGCAGCAAAAAGCUCCUGGAGAGCGAGCUAUCUGACACCAUCCAUAAUAGGUCCAUCGCUGGUUGGACACACAAGCAGCAGCCCAACGUUUCUACAAGUGGCCCAGACACAAAGCAUGACCGCCUCGCGAUCAUUCUCGACGAAGUCGAUGGUAUGUCUGGAGGCGACCGUGGCGGCAUUGGUGCGAUCAAUGCGCUCAUCCGUAAGACACAAGUCCCGAUCAUUUGCAUCUGCAAUGACCGGCGGCAUCCCAAAAUGCAGCCCUUGCUCGCGACGACAUUCAACAUGACUUUCUCGAAGCCUACGGUCCAAGCCAUCCGCUCACGCAUGCUAUCGAUAGCGUUCCGCGAAGGACUCCAGAUUCCUGCCGAGGUCAUGGACCAACUGAUCAUCGCUGCACAGAGCGACUUGCGUCUCGUUACCAAUAUGUUGUCGACGUGGAAACUCUCUCAUGCAUCCAUGUCAUUCGACCAGAGCAAGUCCUUUGGCGCUUUACACCAGAAACCCACCAUGCACACGCCCUUCUCUCUGUAUGGCGAACUAAUGAGUCCUCAGCGCUUUGGACCCUUGAACAAGCAAAGCCUCAAUGACAAACUCGACUUUUACUUCCAGGACCACUCCAUUGUGCCUUUGAUGGUCGAGGAAAACUAUCUGAAGAGUCAGCCAUUGUCUGUGCAGAAAGAAUCGACGCCGCCGCUGCGUGACUGGAAACAUCUUGAGCUUCUUUCCAAAGCAGCUCACUCAAUCUCCGAUGGCGACCUCAUCGACACAAUGAUGCGGGGGCCACAGCAGCACUGGUCCCUCUUGCCCCUUCAUGGCAUUGCCAGUACGAUUCGUCCGUGCUCCCUCACGUACGGCGGUCACUCGUCUUUCCCAGCGUUCCCAGCCUUUCUUGGCCAGAACUCGAAGCGCCUGCGCCUGCAGCGGCAGCUCGUUGAUCUUCAGACACACUUGCGUCUCCGAACGACGGGGUCCAAAGACGACGUGCGCCAGUCGUACGUGCCGGGUCUUUUGUCGCUUGUUGUUGACCCUGUCCUUCAGCAUGCUCAAGCCGGCAUUCAAGACGCGAUCCACAACAUGGACGAGUAUUUCCUCCUGCCAGAUGACCGCGAAACGCUCGUUGAGCUGGAACUGGGCGACCAGCGGCGCGAAGAUCGGCUCAAAAAACUCCCUGCAGCCGUCAAGUCUGCCUUUACUCGCGCCUACAAUGCAUCGUCGCAUCCGGUCGCGUUUCAGCCGUCUUCGUCUUCUGCGCCGAAAGUCCGUGCACUCAAGGGCGAGGCCUUACCGGACAACGAAGAGGCGUAUGGUGUACGUUGGAGCUUGGAUUCCUCGCGAACAGGUACUGACGACGACGACAACGUCGAACAGGUGGAUGAGGAGCCUAUGGAUGACGCUGACGAUGCUACCGCUGAUUCCAAAGACGACGACGACGUCGCAAAAGUACGUUCAUAUGUGCCUCCACGCCUCGUGGCACUGGCAAGCUGA